This is a messenger RNA of Loa loa (African eye worm), 282 nucleotides long. RefSeq lists its product as hypothetical. The record is from RefSeq and is a predicted model, not a curated record. The transcript has 3 exons. NCBI's taxonomy places the organism in Eukaryota, Metazoa, Nematoda, Chromadorea, Rhabditida, Onchocercidae. The coding region runs from base 1 to 282 and encodes 93 amino acids.
AUGGAACUCGGAGAAAUGAAUCUUGAAGUGGAGCUGGAAGAUGAAGACCAGGAAUACACUGGAACACCCGAACCAGACAUGACGUUACCAUUGCGUGACCAACAUUGUUCCACUCAAAGUCGCGAUAUGAAGAAUAUAGUCCCAGCAAGGUCUGCCUGGUACGCUUUUGUCAGCUGCUGGGCUUGCUGGAUAAAUGUCUCAUUUCAAUUAAAUCAGAAGUUGAAACUGAAUUUGCAAGAGCAAAAAUAUAACAAAAAUAAAUCAGCUGCAACGGUAGAUUGA